AACUUGUUUAUGGUGACGUCACGGCGCAGUCUUUUCAGUCUCUCUGGGUGGCGGCAGACAGUCUGUCAGCGUCUCAAACACGACUUCGAAUAAAACAGUGAAAACACGGAACAUUAACACAAACAUGAAUCUACAUCGCAGCUAAAGGAUCCAAUGGGAAGACAGAGUCUGGCUGUGCGCAUACUGAAAGGGAGUGCUGAGAGUCACCUGAGAAGUUGUACAAUGCAGUGAACCAAAUGGGGCAUUGCAGUACCCGAAUCAUCGUCCUAUUCCUGCUUCAAUUCUUAUGGACAUCAGCUAAAGAUGUCUCCAUUGACUGCAUGUGUGUCGGCAGUGACUGUAAUGAGCAGCAGUGCACUGGAGACCAGUGUUACACCUCUGUUAUCAUUAGCAACGAUGUGACAACGUUCAAACGUGGCUGUCUUGUCGGGUCGGAGAGCAAGCGCAUGACCUGCUCCGCAACACCCUCUGCUAGUCAUGUCGUAGAAUGCUGCUCCCAACACAUGUGCAACGCCAACGUCUCGAAAGAGACCCUUCUUCGACUACUGCUGACAGAAGGAGAGGCAGCUGUGCAUUACCGUGUGGAGAUGCUGGUUCUCUUUGUGUUGGGGCCGUUUGUGGUUCUGGGAUUGCUAUCUGUGCUGGCUUUGCUGGUGUGCCGUAGACUCCAUCAUGGGCGUCUGGAAAGACUGCAUGAGUUUGACACUGAGCAGGGGGCCAUUGACGGGCUCAUUGCAUCUAAUGUCGGAGACAGCACACUUGCGGAUCUGAUGGAUCACUCCUGCACAUCAGGCAGUGGUUCAGGACUGCCAUUCCUGGUGCAGAGGACGGUUGCACGGCAGAUCAGCCUGGUAGAGUGUGUUGGUAAGGGACGGUAUGGGGAAGUGUGGAGAGGUCAGUGGCAAGGAGAGAAUGUAGCCGUGAAGAUCUUCUCCUCCAGAGAUGAGAAGUCAUGGUUUAGAGAGACAGAAAUAUACAACACUGUUCUACUACGACAUGAAAAUAUAUUAGGAUUCAUGGCUUCUGAUAUGACCUCCCGAAACUCUAGCACUCAGCUGUGGCUCAUCACACACUACCACGAAAACGGCUCUCUCUACGACUACCUGCAGCGUGUUGCCGUGGAUAUGGCAGAUGGACUGCACAUGGCGGCGUCAGUAGCCAGCGGACUGGUGCACCUGCACACGGAGAUCUUUGGCACUGAGGGCAAACCGGCCAUCGCUCACAGAGACCUGAAGAGCAAGAACAUCCUGGUGAAGAAAGAUCUGCAGUGCUGCAUCGCUGACCUGGGUCUGGCAGUAACACACACGCAGUCUGACAAUCAGCUGGAUGUGGGAAAUAAUCCUAAAGUGGGAACUAAGCGCUACAUGGCACCGGAGGUUCUGGAUGAGACCAUUCAGACAGACUGUUUCGAUGCCUAUAAGAGGGUGGACAUCUGGGCCUUUGGGUUGGUGCUGUGGGAGAUCGCUCGCAGGACCAUCAGUAACGGAAUUGUAGAGGAAUACAAGCCGCCUUUCUACGACCUGGUGCCUAAUGACCCCAGCUUUGACGACAUGAGGAAAGUGGUUUGUGUGGAGCAACAAAGGCCAUUCAUUCCCAACCGCUGGUUUUCAGAUCCUACCCUGUCUGCUCUGGUGAAGCUGAUGAAAGAGUGCUGGUACCAGAACCCCUCGGCUCGACUCACUGCCCUGCGCAUCAAAAAGACUCUGGAUAAGAUCCACAGCUCACUGGAGAAGGGCAAAACCGAUUGCUGAGGAGAGAGGGCCGCAGAACUACUGACCGCUCGCCCGCUCAUUAUACAGACACUGUGUGCAACCAGAACGUUGGAUUUGAGCACUGGCAUCUGUCCCAACUCUAACAUGCUGUUUAUUUGCUUUGUUCUUCCUGUCCAUUGGCCUAAAAACUUUUUAUAGAGAAUUACGCUCUCUUUUAUGGAUCAUUUUUCCCACUGAACCCGGUGGGACUCCCAUUUCCCCUCCAGAAACAGCAUAAAGGAGAAAAAUGUGGACACGGUCUGACAGGCCUUGAAUUGAACCUUCCAUCAUGGAAUUUUUUUUUUUGCACCAUCACAUUGUCUAUUUAACCACUGGCAAACUUUUAAGAUUUCUACUUUUCGGGAAAACGAAGAGGACAGAAACACACGCUGAAAUGCAAUCAGUACCCAUAGUGUGUGUGUAUGUGUGCGCAUGACAACCAGAAGAACUUUAUAGCUGUAAUGUCACUUGCUUUUAGAAAUCAGAUGUUUUUGAGCUUUUCAAAGGUUCUUGUAGAAAAAUAGGCAAAAGUCAGUCACAGUUUCUGAAUUUGCUAUAGUGGACUUGUGUUAUAAAGCUCUUUGGUUACAAAAUGCCACGAUGUACAGUAGAAAUUAGGCCUGUUUAGUGAUCAGAAUGGAGUGGUUAGAGAUAGUUCACCCAAAAUUGAAAAAUGUGUGAUCAGCGUGAACAUUUAAAGAAUGUUCACGCUGCUCUUUUUCCAUGCAGCGUGUGCAUUUAGUGACCAGGGACUGUCAAGCUCCCUGAAAGUGAAAGAAACAUAGGAAAAAUGGUCAUAUGGUUUAUGGAACAACAUGAGGAUGAGUAAAUGGGGACAGAAUUUGAAUAUAUUUUUUGGGUGAACUAUCCCUUUAUCCCUUUACUCUGGUCAUGCUCAGAGCACCCCAUGAGGGCUUCCUUUGACAUAAGGCCUUUCUGACCUGUUGCCUCUACGCCUGCCUGACAAAAGCCAUUGUAGCACAUCGUAGUGCUUUUUUGUAGCAGUUUGUCUUUCUCUUUGCCCUCACCGGCAUGUGUACUUGACGUUUCUUCACUGACAAUCAGCCGCUGUCCAUUAGGGCCUGAAUUAUUUGCUAAUGUUAUGUACAAAACCCUACUUAUUAUGAGUGUUCAAGGUGAUUUGUCAACACGCUAACAGAGCUAGUCAUAGUCAUAAACAGUCUCUGGUUUUGUGAAUUUGCAUAUUUGUUUACCCUCACGCUUUUUGACACUUUUGUAUUACAGUUUUCAACAUACACACCAUAAACCGAGAGAAUGCUGAAGAUUUUAAAUGUUUUUGACUAUUUAAAAGUGCAACAUCACUCUAAUAUUGGGUUUACAAAGGAAAACACUAUCGUUAUGUCCCAAGUCGAAAUGGUUUGGGUUGAGUUGUGUGACGCUUUAUUAAGAAUUUGUUAAUGCUGUCAUGACACUACAUGAGACGGCUGCAUACCGCUCAACACUGGUCACUUUUGCUCUUCCAAAAACAGACAAACGUUUACAUAUUUGAGUUCUACAGGGGAACGGUGUUAGGAAUUAGACUACAGGAAUUGUUGCAUUAUGAACUGUGAAUGUUAUAAUGAAAGAAACCCUAUGUAUGAUGUUACUGGAAUAUAAAUGCAACACACAAUUAUGAAUUAAAAAAAAAAAAUCUGCUCUUUUCAUUCGUUGCAACAGUGGAAUGGUUUUUCUGUCAUGUCCUUGUGCUUAACAAAAGGUUUCCCAUGCUGUGAUAAUGCUUACUUUUUAGCCGUAAAUUUCUAGAAUCGUGUUGUGGAUUAUCAUGCAUCUGUCAUGAGUUUUCCUGUACAGGGAGAUGAGCUAAAUGAAGCCUUAGGAAAGGUUCCCCAUUGUCUGAGUCUGCUGGGAAAUGACCUUCGUAUCUGUGGUGAUGUUUACAGGAGGUCUGCAGCCUCUCUCUGAUAAACCAGUGCUUUUAUAGCUGGUAGUACAUCGGCUGAAGCUAAUGAGAAUGUAAAUGCCAACCGACUUGCAGACACAAGAUCAGUUGUAGACCGCUUUAGUAACUGUCUUUAAAAAUUGGCUCUGAAAUAAGCUUAGAUGUAGUUCCAUUGCAUUCUUCCAGAUGUAGCUUUCCUGUUAGAAAGGAACAAUAUUUGUUUUCCAUUUAGCAUGAUGGACAGAUCCUUUAUGAAUUCAUUUGUAUGUGAUGGGGAUG
This is a messenger RNA of Sinocyclocheilus rhinocerous, 3930 nucleotides long. Its product is annotated as activin receptor type-1-like. Gene Ontology annotation, molecular function: transmembrane receptor protein serine/threonine kinase activity; ATP binding. The coding region runs from base 237 to 1751 and encodes 504 amino acids. Gene Ontology annotation, cellular component: BMP receptor complex; plasma membrane. The transcript is spliced from 11 exons. The record is from RefSeq and is a predicted model, not a curated record. Gene Ontology annotation, biological process: heart development; transforming growth factor beta receptor signaling pathway; protein phosphorylation. Lineage: Eukaryota; Metazoa; Chordata; Actinopteri; Cypriniformes; Cyprinidae.